AUGAACGCAGGCAUUUCCACCCCGCCAAUCAUCUCCGAUUAUCGUUCGGACCAUGAUACUGUAGCUCAGCGAGCCCACUACAGCCCGCCAUGGGCCGAUGUGAGCAUCAUUGGAGUUGCUGGCAGCUCGGGUUCGGGCAAGACGACCCUUUCUAAUGCCAUCGUUCGUCAACUGAACCUUCCCUGGGUCGUCAUCAUGUCCAUGGACUCCUUCUAUAAACCAUUAGACGAGGCAGCACACCAGCUUGCCUUCAGGAAUGAAUAUGAUUUUGAUUCCCCUGAUGCCAUUGACUUCGAUGAGCUGGUUAGCUGCUUGCGGGAUCUCAAGGCAGGGAAGCGUACUGAAAUCCCUGUGUAUUCCUUUGAGAAGCACCAGCGGCUGGACAAGACCACCGUUAUAUACUCCCCCCACGUCUUGGUGAUAGAGGGCAUUUUCGCAUUAUACGACCCUCGGGUGCGGGAACUGAUGGACAUGGGGAUCUACUGUGAGGCUGACUUAGAUACGUGUCUGUCGCGACGAAUCAUACGCGACGUGAGAGAUCGUGGGCGUGACGUAGAAGGCUGCAUCAAGCAGUGGUUUGGGUUCGUCAAGCCGAACUUUGAGAAGUUCGUGCAACCGCAAAGAAAUGUAGCAGACAUCAUUGUACCCAGAGGUAUAGAGAACCGGGUAGCCAUGAAUAUGGUGACUCAGUACAUCGAGAGGAAGCUUCUGGAGAAGUCGACCCAUCAUCGAGCAGCGCUCAAAAGCCUAGAACAUGGUUCCGAGAGCGAGCCACUCUCCGAGCGAGUCAUUGUUCUCAAGCCAACGACCCAGAUCAGAGGAAUGAGGACUAUCCUGCAGGAUAUCGACACCACCAGCGAGGAUUUCAUUUUCUACUUCGACAGACUAUCGUGCCUGUUGAUCGAAGAAGCCUUGAACAACGUUCACUUCAGAGAAAAAUUCGUUGAGACGCCCCAAGGACACCGAUACCGAGGCCUGACCGCUAAAGGCGAGGUCAGUGCCGUCAUCGUUCUCCGCGGCGGAGCUACUUUUGAGGCUGGCCUUCGCCGGGUCAUUCCAGACUGUCGGACCGGUCGCCUCCUGAUCCAGUCUAACAUUCGCACUGGCGAGCCAGAGCUGCACUAUCUCAAGCUGCCAUCUGACAUCUCCAAGCAUGAUAGUGUUCUACUGCUCGAUGCACAGAUGUCGAGCGGCGGCUCAGCCCUGAUGGCUGUUCAGGUACUGGUGGAUCAUGGUGUGCCACAAGACCGAAUUGUCUUUGCGACCUACUCCGGCGGACGGGUUGGCAUACAUCGUCUGACUAAGGUCUUUCCUGAGAUCACGGUCGUGGUUGCGAAUCUGCUGAGUGACAUCGAGGAACGAUGGGUAGAGAAGAGGUAUUUUCGGUGCUGA
Messenger RNA from Neoarthrinium moseri, 1392 nucleotides. RefSeq lists its product as uncharacterized. Bases 1 to 1392 code for a protein of 463 amino acids. Gene Ontology annotation, cellular component: cytoplasm. NCBI's taxonomy places the organism in Eukaryota, Fungi, Ascomycota, Sordariomycetes, Amphisphaeriales, Apiosporaceae. The record is from RefSeq and is a predicted model, not a curated record. Gene Ontology annotation, molecular function: ATP binding; kinase activity; ATP hydrolysis activity. The transcript has 9 exons.